This is a messenger RNA of Cylicostephanus goldi, 552 nucleotides long. Lineage: Eukaryota; Metazoa; Nematoda; Chromadorea; Rhabditida; Strongylidae. The record is from the annotation of a GenBank genome assembly.
AUGCACUACGGAGCGUCAAGCGCAGCAAAUAAAGGAACAUACUCCAUGGUACCACAUGAUACGGAUUACACCCAAACACUUGGAUCCCCCUUCAUCUCUUUCUACGAAAAGCUCAUGAUGAACAUACAUUACAGAUGUCUUGAAAAGUGCGGUAAGAAUGCCAAUGCAGCAAAAUGUGCAAUGGGCGGCUUUCCAAAUCCGCGCGACUGCCGCAUAUGUGUUUGUCCAAGCGGCUAUGGAGGCAAACUCUGUGAUAAGAGGGUAUUGGUGUCUAUGUUUACGCGCUCCAAUCUAACCAUUCUUGCAGCCAUCGGGGCGCCAAGAGGAAAGAAAGUGGAGGUCAAGGUGAUGAGCUUCACUGGCGGUAUAGCAAGUGACGGAUGUCCUUAUGGGGGAGUUGAGAUAAAGGCUCACAAGGACCAGCGUCUCACUGGAUACAGAUUCUGUGCUCCUGAGAAUGCUGGAAAAACAUUAAUAUCACACUCAAACGUUCUGCCUGUGAUCACUUACAACAGAGUCAACAAAACCAUUACAACUUUGGAAUAUCAUUCC